CUGCGGUGCUUUGGUUGCUAUGACAAUCAAACUCGAUGGUUCGUUAGGGAAUAUCAUGUGGUGGGGUCUUACCCCUGCCAUGAAUCUUGCGAAAGUUUUUGACAGUUUUUGUUCGAACGAUUAUUUUGAUAAUAUUAAUAUACUAUGCGUAGGAAUGGGUGAUUCAAGGCACAUCUUGUGGACUUUAUCCUCAAAUUUCACCGAGCAAAAUAGGUAUCCAACGUUUUAUAUGAUUGAACCAUUCCAUGAAAUGUACGCCAGACAGAUGCUUCAGCUAUAUACAGCUCUGGAGCCAUACAAAAGGAUGGGGCUGCAGGGUAAAAUAUGAAAUUUUGAUCUAACCUCAGAAGAAAAGGUAGAGAUUUUUCUUGAAAUCUUUGGGAAUAUGAUGAUUCGAGACGUAACAUCUAAAUAUUUGAUCAAUGCUGCAAAUAAUCUAAUAAGAUUGGUGACAAGCUUAGGUCCACCUCUGUCAUUUAAGUUUGCUGACUUGUCACAUCUCAAAUUCAAGGAACGUGAUAUGCUGGAGUCAACACUUAAGUUUUGGCGGGGGAGCGAUGAUACGAAGUUUGAUGCUGAAAAGUGUUGGGAUUAUCGUUUACGUAAACAUUUAGGAACUCGUUAUGAUGCUAUACCAAAUGUGUUCGAUUGGGAUUGUAGCAUUACUCUACACGAUCGUAAGGCUACUCAAAUAAACUUUAAAGAAUAUGCUCAUUGGCGUCAAUAUGGAAUGGCAUUUGAACUACGAGAUGCCAAUUAUAAUCUCCCGAAUAGAAGUUUAGCAUCUGGUAAAGUGUUCAAAGAUUCAACUGGUGAUAAAAAAGUCUACUCAGGCUAUUGGGGUGAUAUAAUCUGUUCACCAUAUUUAGUGUUUGGCAUUGAUACAUCUGAAUGUUGUGAACUAAAUCGUCUGGUGAAUGGAAAGCAUGCUUAUGCAGCGUCAACUAUAUCUGAAGUGAAUCUUCGUAAAAUAUUCUGGCAAUUAGAACAUCAAAAAGACUGUCCAUUGCAUAUAGCUGCUCCAUUUCUCGACUCAUCCACAACAACCAAUAGUGAUAUUGAUUUUCCUGAAGAUGAAAAAGUCCAUUCACAAAAUGAUGCCACAGUAGAGAAUGGCACUUGUGAUGACAAACAACAUUUAACUGUUAAAAAUGAAAAUACUGAUGAGUGUAUAUUAACAAAGCCAGACAAGUUCGGAGAGGAAAAGGAAUCAUCAACUCUGUCUGAAUCACCUCAACAAUCAAAAUAUUCUAAUGACGAUUCAAUUAAACAACAACUUGGGAAUACGGAAUAUGUUCCAUUGGAUAUUGCAAACAAGUUCAAAGUUAACUUUCUUCCAUGUAACAGUUUUCUAGACUUGCCAACAAGAUAUCGAUCUUUAUUUAUUAAAACUGAUGAAAAUAACUCAUCAUCAGCAUCACCAGUAAUCAAUAAUCGUUUUCACAUCAUUUACAUUGGUAGCAGUUUAGUUCAUUUGUUAUCUGAUCUGUGUAAAAGAGAAAAGCAAAAUAGCUGCCCAAGAAGGUUACAAUGUGAACUACAGAGUAAUGGUGUAAAUGAGAAAGAAUGUAAUGAUGACCAGUUGGAUGAUAAGAAGAUGAAGAAAUGCAAUGGAGAUAAUUUAGAAAAUGGUUUAUUUAAUGCUGAAGAUGGAUCUGGUGUUUCGUUUAUUGAUCUUUUGGAAGAUGAAGCAUUGUUAAUUGUAGAAUCUAUUCUGUACAUAGUUGAGGUUCGGGAAGAACAAGUUAAAGCCUAUUGUGAAAAUGUGAAACAAAUGGCUCUUGAUCUUGGUUUCACGUCUGUGAAAGAGAUCAAACCAAUGGAAGAUCAUCAUUUAUAUUUUCGAUUUAAACGGAAUUUAGAAGAAUCGUCAAGUUGAAUAUUUUAUGUAUUCAGUAUGCCAAUACUGGAUUGAAUUGUUAUUUUUGAGAACUGUCACAUUCAAACGUGUCUAUAUUUAUAAAUAUGUAUAUGUAUACUGUCAAUUUUAUUAAAGCUAAAAACUUUUAAAAUAAAUUAAUUGUAUUUAUA
Messenger RNA from Schistosoma turkestanicum, 2031 nucleotides. The record is from the annotation of a GenBank genome assembly. Lineage: Eukaryota; Metazoa; Platyhelminthes; Trematoda; Strigeidida; Schistosomatidae.